Molecule: messenger RNA, 5650 nt
Organism: Polypterus senegalus (gray bichir)
Lineage: Eukaryota; Metazoa; Chordata; Cladistia; Polypteriformes; Polypteridae
Gene: spef2
Product: sperm flagellar 2
Exons: 38
Coding region: 115-5541 (1808 amino acids)
Biological process (GO): sperm axoneme assembly
Cellular component (GO): manchette; sperm midpiece
Molecular function (GO): protein binding
Source: RefSeq, a predicted model, not a curated record
AGGCCGGAGGAAAACCUCAAGCUUUUGGGCUACAAAAACUGACCCUUCCAAAUGCUUUGUGUUGAUUUAACUUCUUACACUUUAUAGGUCGAAGCUGGAGCCCGCGUUGGAAAAAUGUCGGAUAUACUUUGUCAGUGGCUCAACGGAGAGCUGCAACUCUCGAAACGUGUCGAAUCAAACUCGUUUACCAAAGAUUUUUCAACAGGCUACCUGAUUGGAGAGAUACUUCACAAAUAUGAGCUCCAAUCUGACUUUGAUCAGUUUUCAAUCAGCAGGAUGCCUGACUCUAAGCUUAAUAAUUUUACACGCAUAGAGCCAACAUUGCAUUUACUGGGAAUUCCAUUUGAUUUAAAUAUUGCCGAAGCGAUAAUGAAAGAGCAACGUGGAAUAGCAGCAAGGCUUCUUUAUCAACUUUUUAUUGCACUCCAAAAGAAAAAAAAAGCCGGAUUGACUGGAAUUGCGAUGGAAACUAUGCGUCCUGCAGCACCAGCAAAGCUUCAGGCUAUAGGAAGUGAAAUCUAUAAAGAGCGUCUGAAAACUAUUGUUCCUCGAGAAACGGAUCUCAAGCUUCAAGAAGUAUCAGAGAGAUUUAAGGCAAUUGGGAAAGGCAUUGAGGAAAAGGCUAUCCAGGUUCAUUAUGAAGAGAUUAAAAAAAUGAAAAAACUUCAGGAAGAAUUACGAUUACAAGACAUAGAGAAGCACCGUUUAGCCAAGAAAAAACAAGGUGAAAUUAUGGCAAGGAUACAGGCAGCAAUUGUUCAGAUACCCAAACCUCCUCCGAAUCGCACUUUGGAAGCUAUUGAAGCAAGGAAGAAACAGAAGAAGCAACUAGAAGUUCAGGAUGUAAUUGAUCAAAUUACAAACUUUGAGAACUUAAGGAAGAAGCUUUCACCAUCUAUUUGUGGAAAAGCCUCAUUGAGCGUUCUGCAAUCAUCCUUCCAGAGCGAAGGAGUAAAUGAGAAAGAAUUUAUUGUGGAGAAUCCUCAGCUGUACAAUGAAUACAUUGUGAAAAUCCGGCAACAUCUUGAGGAUGAUGCAGUUGCCCGUGACCAGCGAGAAAAGCGUCGUAGGAGAGUCCUGGUGGAACAGCUUAAAGUUCAUGAGAUUCAAGAGGAGGCAUUUCGGGAAGAGCAGCUUGUUAACCGUUUGAUGCGUCAAUCCCAGCAGGAGCGCAGAGUGGCAGUACAACUUAUGCACGUACGACAUGAGAAGGAAGUCAUCAGACAGAACCGCAUCUUCAGGGAGAAGCAGUAUGACGAGAAGCGCCUGCAAGAGUUUCAGGAAGCCUUAGACAGAGAAGCUGUUUUGGCAAAAAGGGCUCAGAUUGAAUAUAGAGAACAGCUUCAAAAAGACCUUGAACUCCACAACAGGAUAGCUGUUGAACGUGCUCAGGCACGGUACAGAAAGCAUUAUGAUUUCUGCCUGGAUCUCUUGUUUGACAUAGUUGACCUUGCUACAAAAACGGGAGAAUAUCGUGAGCUGACUAACAACUUGAUUCCUGCCAAAAUGAUGCGUGAAUGGAAGGAACUCUUUUAUAAGGGAAUACCUCUUUAUGACCAAGCAUGUGUUGAUCCGUACCCCACUGAGCCAAGCCCUGAGCAGCUCAUAGAACUUGAGAAAAUAGCCCUGCUGGACAUUCAAGAUUUCAUGGAAUAUGAGACUAUGACAGGAGAAUGGGCACCAUCUGAGGAUUGUGAAGUGCAAGAACCUCCAGCAAACAACAAAAUCCUUGGUCAUAUAAUUAACAGACUGUAUGAAAUUGCAGAUCCACCAAGGCCAGACACCCCUCCACCACAGUUCCCUGAUUUUCCCUUAAAAUGGGCUGUUCUUGGAAAAGAGUUUGCUGGCAAGACUACAUGCUUGGCACGGCUGGCUGACGCACACCACAUCCAGAUUCUGUCUGCUGACUCCCUCAUGUCAAAAGCCGUGCAAGCCUUUCAUGAUAAAGAAGUUAUUGAAAUCAUAACAGAGGCUUCAGAGAAUGCGCCUUCCAUUAAAAGUGAAACAACAAGUCCUCUGACAAGUUUGGGGACUGAGAUUGCUGGAGAUAAUACUUCUUUAACGUCAGGCACUCAGUCACAAGUUCUUCAUCAGCAGAGUGCAAUACUGGGCACUGAGGACAACCAACCAAUGCCGACAGUACGUGCUCAGCUUGGAGAAGAAGCAAUGAAGAGCCUCUCAAAAGGAAGGAGUGUGCCUGAUGAAGUGCUAAUUGAUAUCAUUGUGGAUGCUAUAAGGCAUGUUCCUGAAGAAUAUGGAUGGAUUUUAGAUGGUUUUCCAACAAGUAUAAAUCAAGCAAAACUCCUUCUGAAGGCACUUACAGGAACUGAUCCUGAUAAUCCCGGCCCAAAACAGAAAUACAAAAUGUCACAGUUGUUGACAGACCCAGCAGCUCACAAAGACAUACCUAUAGUUACUCCCAUGUUUGACUUGGUCAUCUUAUUUGAUAUAUCAGACAAGCUGGUGCUGAAACGUGCUGUGGACAUGACAUAUGAGCAAGAGUCAGCUGCAGUAUAUCAGCAGGGAGAUAUUGAUUUGUCAAAUAUUGCCAAAGGAAGGAUACCAUCCUUUGAAAGAGAACAAGUUCAGCAUAAGAUUACAGGUUUCCAAGACACAUGGACCAAGCUGGAAAAAUGGCUUACAUCAUGGAAACAUGUUGUGAUCAGGAUAAAUGCAGAGGAGGAUAAAGAUACCGUUUACAGAAAUGUAGAAUCUCUAUUAUAUGAAGCAAUGAAACAAAAAAAAGAUAAAGAGAAGCAACCUGUUGUUGAGGAGGCAAAUAUAGAAAAAGAUUUGAAAGAUGUCCCCACUCCAGUACCUACACCAGAAGAACCCCCUUCAACAACUCCAACAUCUGAUUCCAAAUCUUCAAAAGGAGGACUAAGCCCUCCCACUUCACCCAAGGAUAAAAAGGGGAAAAAGGCUGAAAAGUCUGAAACUCCAAAAGGAAAGGGUUCUGCCAAAAAAGGCUCAAAAGCAGAGUCUGCUGAUGAAGGCUCAGAAAAAGGGAAAUCUGGAAAAAAGUCAGAGACUCCAGUCACAGAAGAACCAUCUGAACCAGUACCUACUGAGCCACCCUCUCCCAAACCUGGUACAGAUGACUGGGAAUUUGUAGGUGAAUCACUUCCAACAGAGGUUGCUGAGUAUUUGGUCCCAUACUGGAAUAAUGUGAAUGAUUCUUACGUUGAUACCGUAAAGACUGUGAUGCGAAACCUGAGAAAUGAAGAAAAUGAAAUCAUUCAUCACCUUCAUGAUGUUAGAACACAAUAUAAAGAUUAUCUGAAGCGACCAGACCACAUGCAAGAAUUUGUAUCCCAGUGGCAAAAUGACUACAACUAUAUUUCUGAUGACAUGCGAGAUGAUGAAGAGACAAAAGCUGAGCUUCAUCAAAGGGUUGAUGAUUUGAGAGAACGCCUGUGGGAUAUUUCAGAUUUUAGAAAGAAAGAAGCAGCGGAGGAGAGAAAUAAUAUAGUAAAUGAUGGAUGGCUGGAAGAUCACAUGGGAAUUUUGGUCAACCAUUUUUCAUCACUGAUGCAGGUGGAAUUAGACCGAUUCCAGGAUACAUCACGUCUACUCAAAGAUUACUACAAGGGCAUGGAAGGAGUACUCCCUGAGGCCAAUCCCGAAUUUGCACGCAUUCCUCUAGUGGACUUAACGGUGGAGGAUACUGGAGAUUUAGACAGGUCCAAAAGUGCUGCAGGAUCAGCUCAUUCCGACAAACAGACAAAAGCUAUAGACAAGAGUGAAGCUGAUGAUGAAAAGAAAGCUAAAACAAAAAAAAUCCCGCUACUGUCCCGAAAAUCACAGCCAUCUGAUCAAAAUGGAACAAAAGGGAAAGCACAACCUGUGAGCACCAAAAAUAAAGAUGAACAAUUACUAAUGGAUAUUUGGCAGACAGCAAUGUCAUCAGUAUCAAACAUGGUCACGAGUGAAGCACAGCAAAGAGAAGCUGAAGAGGCUCAGGAACAGCUCCAGAGCGAGGAAAGAGAAAGGCAAAAAGCAUCCCAAGCCUCAGCUGCAGCUGCAAGCGCAAAAGACAAGAAAAAGGCACCAAAGUCUGCUAAGAAGAAAGGAGCUCCAAGUCCUACUCCUCGUCCUGCCUCAUUUCCAGCUGCAGAACAGAGUGCUGAAGAGCUAAAAAAGAAGAGGAAAAAAGAAAAAAUGAAAAAGGAAUAUUAUGGUGCUCUUCAGCUUGAAGAGGCUAGAGUAAAAUCACGCCUUGAAGUAAUUAAAGCAAAGUCUUUAAAUGUGAUCCGAGACUUACAAAGAAAAUCAGAAAAUACAUAUAAAGAUAUGGAUGACUGGCUUGGUGCAAGAUUCCUUUCAGAAAUGAAAAGCAUUGAUAACCUCACUGAGGUGGCACGUCAUCACAUUGAGAACGGAUCCAAGAUUCGUCAUGAACUAGCUCUGUCUGGUUCAGAAUUUUAUAUCAGGGGUGAUGUGAGAGUGGUUAAAACCCCAGAGCCUGUACCACGACCUUCUUCUGUUGAGUUCUCAGUUGAUGGUUGCCUGACAAUCAGACAGCUCAACUCACUAUUUGAACAGUUUUAUGCACUAGCACCAUCAGGUUUUGUGACAAUUAACAGCUUUAGUGAUAUUUUACAAGAUCUGACAUCUAUUAGCCUUGGGAAUGACUUUUUACCUGACCUCUGGAUGAAUCUUUCUGUGAAUCAGAUCGAGAAGUUAAUAUCGCUGUUCUCACAAGAAUCUGAGCUCAUCAACUGGAGAAAAUUCUUGCUUGCAGCUGUUCAUCCAUUGACUCAUCCUACUGAUGAACAGCUACUUGAAACUCUGUAUAAAUUUAAAACAAUCGAUACAGAACAAUUAUAUAUUAUUACAGAAAAUCAGUAUAAGCAGAUUGACUUAUGGUUUCCCAGUAAAACUAUAUUUGAAAUCCCAGACGAUCCAUUAGAGCCAUUGCCAUUUGACCGAAAUAUGAAACUGAAAAAGUUUCUGUUCACCCUUUUUGCUGAUCAUGAAGUUCCAGAUCCACCAGUCAAUUAUGAAAACAUGCUGUUGUACUUUGCAACAGAUCCUGAUCCUGUUAAAGGAUUUCACAGAGCUUUGAGCCUCGUAAUUGGAAAGCCUUUGUUAACACUAAGCAUUCUUAAGUCCACACAAAGUCUUGGUCAAACAGCAACAGAUAAACCAAAAGAAGGUGAAGGUGAAGGUGAAGGUGAAGGAGAAGGUGAAGGUGAAGGUGAAGGUGAAGGUGAAGGUGAAGGUGAAAUUUCAGCCGAAGAUACUGAUGUUAAAGUACCUAUGAAGGCUUUGUUGAAGGUCGUCUCCCAUGGCAUCUGUAAAACUAGGGAGCACACCAGAUUUUAUGUUCAAGGAAAUAUUGAUUCAGAUUAUUAUGGGCAUUUUUGCCAAAUCUACAGAGGACUGGGAUACAGAGAAGAGGAUGAAAUUCCUUUUUCCAUUUUGUCACAACAUCCUUUUAUUCAGGAGAUGAUUGAGGAAAAUGUUCAGUACAAAUACAUUAACAUGAAGAAAAUACUACAGAUUCUACAGUCUGAAAGAGAUCCUGUCUUAUCCUGAAACAGCAUUAUUUUCAUACUUGGAACAAUAUGUACUUUAUUGCAAAAACAUUUUUUAUAAGUUAAUAUUAAUGGGGAAUAUACUAUGUGACCAAAUAUAUUUAAAGUAA